UCAAAACCGCCGGGAGCGGAGCCGAGCCAUGGGCGAGCGGCGGGACGAGGCGGCCGCCGGCGGGACGGGUUUGCAUCCGGAGUCAGAAGAGUCGAGUUCCCUUUUGCAGAAAGCGGUUUCGGUGCUGCAGAGCUCCUACCUGGACUAUACAUCUCGGGACAGUUUUCAAUACAGCCAAGCAAUUCUGGUGGAAAACGAUGUUUUUCUAAACGAGCUCAAAGCUUUUGCCCAGGCCAAGGAAGCUGCCGGCUACCGCCGGGAGGAGCUGGAGGAGACCUUUGCAUUUCUCCUGUUUGACAACGAAGAAGAGGCAAAAGAGGUUUGUGAGACAGGCCUCCGCAUAAACACCAGUUCUAUUUCCGUGCUUGGUGACCCAGCAAAAGGCGUUUACAUUUCCAAGUAUGCAGACUAUCUUCAUCCGAGACCCUGGUAUCAUGGAAAAUCAGGCUAUAUUGUCAUUUUUAAGCUAAUUAAGGGAAAGGUCAAAGCAGUAUGUGAGAAUUACACUACCAGCUAUACCUGCCCAUCUCCAGGCUACGACUGUCACGUCGCCGUGAGCAGAAACAACAUAUCCUCAAAGACCAGCCACUUCCAGGCCUUUGAGCUGAGCCAGUAUUAUGUGUAUGAAGUGUCCGACAGCAGCAUUGCAGAGCGCCCCAGGCAGAUCUGCCCGUACAUAGUCGUCGCCUGUCAGUACAGGGAGCCGAAGGGGAUGCCUGUCUUAGCUAGAGAGAGCCUACCUGAACUUAAUCACAAAGCAUCUUACUGCCCGUGGAGGGGACAGCUCUUCAUCCGAGGCCAGCUCUUGUGCAGCAUCGCCCUGCGGACCCCGUACAGCUCUACGAUUCCAGCCCAGCUGCCUCCCAACCUGGACAUUAACCAUGUCAUGGGUUUAUCCGACUUGAAGAAAAAGCUACCAGAAGCUGCAUUUGGGAAAAGCAAUUAUGUUGAGAAUGAAGUGUGUUUUCAAGGCAUUUACUUCAGUCUAUAUGAAGUGGAAAUCUCAAACAAGGAUCAACAUAAAAUGGAUGAAUUAUUACAAAACCUAAAGGAAAAAGACUUGGCAAUCAUCAAAUAUUUACAAGAUCAAGGAGCUCUUAUCCUCCUCACAUCCGCUGCCUUAACACGAGACGAUGCAUUCAACCCCGAGGAGCCUGUCAGCCUCCUGGCCCUGUUCCUGUUCACCUCGUCCCGGUCGGUGUGCCUGAGAGUUGACAAGCAAGAUCCAAAAGCUGAAAGGAAGGAUAGUGACAUCUCUUUAAAAAUAGCCUCAAUUUUGCCUGGACUUCAGUAUGCCAUACAGAAAGCCACCAAUUCUUCAUGUGAAGACACAGUCAGUACCAGUGUACUUAUCAAACGGCACUUCCAGGAGUUUGCAAAGUGUGGUCAAAAUGCACAGCCCGUCUCUGACCAGAACAGCCGAGUUCCCGUUUCUUCUCUCCUGUCACCAGCCGAGGAUGAAUGUACUAAUCCCUUUAGAAAAUGCUCAGAGGAGUCUGUCUCGCAGCUGCAGCGUUAUCUCUCCGAUCCCAGCAGCUAUACCCUGGAAAUGUCGGCUGCCUUAGGAUGUUUGGCCGGUGCCGUUCAGUCCCUUUGCGGCAACUCGGAGGCUGUUUGUGAUGUGGACUUCUCUCUAGUUGCGCCACCAGAUCCUAUUCCUCCCAACACGGCAGCAGAAAUAAAGGUGAAAAGUGAAACGUCAAAGCGCGCCGCAGGACUGAACCGGGGCGGCAAAGGCACCGCGGCAGACGGCAGCCCGGCCGGCACGCUGCGGGUGCAGCAGAGCAAGAGGAAAUCCAGCCGAGCCAUCGUGACCAGCACCAGGAAGAAAUGGUCCCCCCUCAAGAUGCAAAUGCAUCCUGUGGGGGACAGCGGCAGAAACAGGAAAGCAACCAAGAAGAAAAAAAUCAACAUCGCCUUCUCUUUCCCUAAAAAGCCGGGGCUCACGGCCAGUUCUGACGAGCCCAUGCUCAAACUGGCCAAUUUGCAAUUUCCGCACAGAAGGAAAAGAGGUGCAGAGGUCCUGUCUGCAGAAUUUGUGCACAAAACACAGUCUGAGCCUGGCCAGAAAGGAACCGCAGCUCCCAGCGAUCCUGGCUUGGAAACAAAGAGACCAAAGAUGCUGAAGAAACCAGAUGCGAAGAAGGUUCCUAGUGCUCAGACAGCCACAAAGGCAGCGAAAAGCGGGGUGGUAACAAGUGUGGCCAACAGCCUGUCGAAGCCUCAAGCCAAAAAGCAAGCAGAAAGCGCGCGGAAGGAGCCGUUCGCCGUCCUCCCAAGCGAAGCCCUUUGCAAAAGCCAAGGAGCAGCAAGCGAAACAGGUGAGCUUUACCCCGGCGGCGGCGCUGCUGAGGAUAUCGAUCUGCAAGGAAACAGCUACGAGCCCCAUGCCUUGAACCUGCUGGCUGAUCUGGCCCUGGGUUCCUGUAUUCCUCCGCUCAUCCCCACGGAUAGCGGUGCGGCCGCCCUGUCCUGCAGCCCGUCGAAGGAGCAGCGGAGCCAUCGCAAGCUCAAGCCCUCGCGCAUCGCUUGCGACCACGAAUACCACCGGGUGGACAAGCUUGCCAAGGGCGGGAGCUCUCCUAGCAAGGUGUCACCUAACCAUAAGCUUCCUUCUGCUGGAAAAACGGAAUUAAAAAAAGACUCGGCCCCAACUCCCAGGGAGAAAAGCCCGGGGAUUUCCAGCAAGAAGAACAGCCUGAGCCCUAACUCUGCAAAAACCCAUGCGUUGCCUCCGAAAGAGGCUCCAGAGCCCGCCGAGGUGAACAAGCACUCCUUCAUCUCCUCCGAGCACUCGUACGCCUCGCAGAUGCCUGAGCACCCGAGGAAACAGAUGCAUCCCAGAGGAAUCCCGUACCCUGGGCCGGCACCUGCCAGGAAUGGGGCCAGGAACGUCCACGCAGGCCCACUGGUGGGGAAAGUCCUGCCGUUCCGCCACCAGCAAAGCAGCACCCACCACCCUGAGCGGCCCUUGGAGGCCGUGGCGGUGAGGCACCGCAGCGGUGCGCUCUGCCCCCGGCUGAAGGAGGACUUCGCCAAGUCGCACACGGUGAACAACUGCGGCGGGUCCGUGAGGGUGACGUGCCAGUGGGAGGCCGAGUACCUCUUCAAUCUGGACAGCAGGUACACCAACGACGCCCUGGAGAAGACCGUCAUCCGCGCCCUGCACGGUCCCUGGGACUCCGAUUUGCCCGACGACGUGGAAGAAAUGAAGCUGAUACUUCAUAUGUGGGUGGCUCUGUUCUACAGCAAACCCAGCAAACUCCUGAGCAGCACAAGGAAAGUGGUGGAGCACAGCAACCCCGAGAAGUACGUCUCGAUAAACAGCACUGGGGACUUUUUUGAGUUGAGUGAUGACAGCGAGGACUGUUUUGGGCUGGAGACGUGCCCUGCAGACUCACAGUCAGACCCUGACCCAACUCCCAGCAGCUUUCCGGAGCCCAGCGCACAUUACCAAGGACCUUUCUGCCCAGAAAAGCGACCUGCAGACUCUCAGACGGACGCAGAUAGCACUCAUGGCGUUGUUGACAGUACAGUAUCUUCUUCUUUAGGGGAGCUGCCCUACGAGGAGGAGCCGUCCUCCACGAGCUGUCCCGAAAGCCGUGCGCUCACAGAGCGUGCUGAUGAGAGCAGCCUGGCUGUGGAAGACGCGUGGCCAGCGGUCGCUCCCGAGGAGCACGUGCACAGCGUCCCAGCCGUCCGGGCGGAGGAGCCGCCCGGAGAGGGACUGCUGGACGCUACGAUCGCCCCCGGCCCUGCAGACGAGCUGGGUGACGCCGGCAGCCCCCCAGCUGCGCCGGUCAGGGAAAACCCGCACGCUCGAGCCCUUAGUUUCAGCGGAGACCCCCGGAGCAGCGCGGCGUCUGCGCGGCGCGGACGCGGAGAGCAGCUGGAGAGCGGGUGCCCCGGCCCUCCCGGGGAAGGGGGCGGCGCGGGAGGCGUCGGGCGCUGCACGCGGGCCGGGGGAGGCAGCCGGGCUGCCAGCGGCAGGGCGCCACGUGCCUGCGGUUCGGCGCCUUUAGAAGCGAGUCCCAGGAGCGCAAAGCCGGACCGACCUGGCGGAGGAGGGGGGGAGUCGCAGGACUCCUCGGGACACCUGGAAAGAGAGGAGGAAGAGAUGGAGAAGGUGAAAAAAGAGGAGGAAGAUUCUGAAUAUGAAAACACGGUCCUGGGGCCUAUGGAUUUUGCGUUUUCUGGAGGCAGCCUUGCAGAAACGGAGCGUGAAGAGAGGGAGCUGACGCCGGUGAAUUCAGCACCUCCCGCGGAUGCUGCCGUUCCCGGAGGGGACCCCGUGCCCGGCCCCGCUGCCUUAGCGUCCCCCUGCCAGCGCGGGUCGAUGCCAACGCUGUCGGCUGCAGCCGGUCCUGGUGAAACAGCCCCGAGCCCGCGCGCGUCGCCGGAGUCCCAGGAGGCUCCGGGCACCCCAGGUGCGGAGACGAACGGUGUCGAUUCGAUGCGCGAAGCCAGUCGAUCUGACGCGGGGUCGCCCUGCGACGGCGGGUUGACGCCGAGUUUGUCGCCCGAUCCAAGCCUUACCCGUGGGGCUGCGGCUGCAGGCAGCUCGGAAGAGGUGCGUGGGGCCGGUUCGGAGCCGAGCGACGCGGGUCGUGCGCCCUCUGCAGAAACGCAGGCGCCCGCUGAGAGCCGAGCUGCCGGCACAGCUCGCCUCGACGCCCCGGGCAGCCGGGGACGGCGCGGCGGGGGUUUUAGUGCUGAUCUCGCUUCGCCGAGCACCGCUGGAUCAAACGGAGGCGGGAGCAGCUUGCCAGCGGCUCGACAGCGCGGCGGCUCUUCCGCCGGCCGGGCAGACGUGCAGGGCAGAGCCCCAGCAGCAGGCGACGGCCGCGGCUUCGCCUCCACCUUGGGAGGCGCCGCGAGGUCCCCCGGGGGCGACGAAACGAACCCGGCGGCGAGAGGGGCCGCGUCUGCCGUGGGAGAGCCCCGGGACGAGGCGCCAGCCCGCCGGCGGGAGAGGAGCUUCGCAAGCGGGUGGUGCCCUCCUGCCCGCGCCGGCUCGGCUCCUGCUGCCCCCGCGCAGGAGCCGGUGCGCCGCGGCGGGGACGCAGAGCCCCGCGGGCGCGUGUCGGCGCCAAGCGAGCCGAGGCCGGUCCUUGGCCCGCCCGGGAAGCCCCGCGAUCGAGCGGACGCUGCGGGCGCGAGCGCGGCGGCCGCAGGCUUGGCAGCCCCCGCCGCCAGCUCCCUCCAGCCCGGACAAGCGGAAAAAGGCGCGGAGCCGUGCGCCGGGGAGCCGCCAGGGAGCUCUCCCGGCUCAGCACUGCCGCCUCCUCCUCAGCACGGCCGCAAGGCAGCUCCGCGCAGCCCCGAGCCGGGCUCGGUCCCCAGAGCGCCGAGGGAGACGCGCUGCCCCGCGGCAGGUCCGGCCCCAGCCCCGGAUGGCGCUCCAAGGUCUUGCUACGUGGCCCAGCUGCAACCCAGCGCCCGUGCGGGGUGCGAGAGCCCUGGGGGCCCCGCGGACGCGGCGGGGAGCUGCGAGGAGGGCCCUGACCUGCGCGAGGAGGUGGGCGGAGGAGGCAGCCUCUCUCCUCGCAGCCCGGCGGCGUCCGUGCCGCUGGGGGAGCUCGGCGCCGCCCAGCACCACGGCGAGUUUGGGCCGGAGGAGUCCGGCGCGUUUGCUGCUCCGUGCCGUGCCGUCUCGGAGCAGGGAGAGGGAGAAAUGCCCCUUCCAGCAUCGCUGCUGUGCGCACGCCGGGAGCCCGGGCAGAGCCCGGAGCUCAGCAACGCCGGAGACGUUUCAGAUGUGCCACCGAGGGCAAAGCAGGUCCCCAGCGGAGAGGGACGUGGGGGGUUGACCCGCGAGAACCUGCUGUACGGGUCUUCCGGCAGCAACGCGGACCAGGAGCGUUUUGGAGGGACCGUCCGCCCCCCGCUUAAAUCCAGGGGUUCCUCCAGCACGAAAUCCACGGACGCCGCCGGCACCGGGACCGACUGCGACUCCUCCUCGGUGAGCUCGGAGCAGACGGACGGGCGCAGCGAGGGCUGGAGCUCCCCGGGAGCGGAGGAGGGCUGGUGGCCGGCUGAGCCCGGCGCGCCGCACGGCGGCCGGCCCCGCGGGCUGGGGGACGGCGGGCGGCCCGUGCCGCCGUACGUCAGCAUUACGGACAGCCGGGGGACGCCCAGGGAUUACCUGAACUUCAGCGUCACCAGAAAAUGCCGGGACGAGGCGGGGAGGUCGCAGCGGAGAUGCAGCCGUGACGCGGGGCCGCCGCGUUUGCCCGGGUCACCGGUGGGGACGUGGAGGGGUUUCGAGGAGCUCACCCAGGACACGCUGGACUUGGAGUGCCUCCGUUUCCAUUAUAAGCUAAAACAGAUCCUGAGGAGCAGGGAAUCGCCCCCUCCUCCCUCCGAGAGCGCCUGCGCGGCGGCCGCCCCUCCGCAGGCCGCGGCCGAGCCGCGGCCACCCGCCGGCGCCGCGCUCGCCCCGCGCACCAGGAGCCCUUUGCAGGUGACGCUGCUGCCGCCCUCGGCCGCGAGGCCGGGCGGCCCCGGGCGGCGCGGCGCGGCGCGGCGCGACGGCCUCGGCGGCGCGAGCCGCCCCCGCUCCGCCCCCGUCCACCUCCGCAAGCUCAGAUACGACGAGGAGCUGAAGGACUCGCGGGGCGACAUCGCCGUCAUCCUCGACGAGUACGCCGGCUUCGAGCGGGUGAUGCUGAGCCGGCUCGGGGCGGGCGCGGGGCCCGGCGCGGCGCCCGGGGAGCCCGCCGGCGAGCCCCGGCGGCGCCCGGCCGCCUUCGAGGAGCUGAUCGCCGACCUGUGCGGCACGCUGAGCUUCCGGCUGCGCCGCGUGGCCGAGGAGGCCUGCGCCCGCGCCGGCUCCUUCUACCUGGUGGAGACGGGCGAGGACCUUUUCUUCGCGAGGGCCAAGACCUUGCUGAAGAAAGGCGGCCACGUGGAGGUCGACCCUCUGCACUUCUGCAAAGCGAAGCGCCUGGGCUCCGACCGGCUGCUCGUCGUGAUCAGGAACGAGGACAUAUCUUCGCACAUCCACAAGGUGCCCUGCUUGCUGAGGCUAAAGCACUGCCCGACCGUGGUGUUCGCCGGCGUGGACAGCCCCGAAGACUUAACGGAUCACACGUACCAGGAGCUGUUUCGUACCGGCGGCUUCGUGGUCUCGGACGACAAGGUGUUGGAGACGGUAACGCUGGGGCAACUGAAAGAGGUGGUGAAAGCGCUGGAGAAGCUGAAUGGCAACGGGAGGUGGAAGUGGCUCCUUCACUACAAGGAGAGCAAAAAGCUCAGAGAAGACUUAAGGGUGGACGCCAACGCCCGCAAGAAGAACUCGAUCCUGCAGUCGUGCCAAGGCGCUGAGCUCAUCGAGGUGCUGCACUACCACUCGUGCGACUCGCGGGCCGCCCCGAAAGCCGAGUACGUCAAGUGCUUGCUGAACCUGCAGGCGCAGCGCAUCAGCGCCCGGUUCGCCGUGUAUCUCACGGAAAAGCCCGGUCUCAGCAGGGAGGUCUUUGAAAGCCAAGGCAUCCUCGUGGCCGACGUCGACACCUUCCUGGGGACCGUGCAGAAAGCGGCCGCCCCGUUCAGGAGAAGCUAUUGGUAAGGGAAGAGCCGGGGAUCGACGCGCCCUCGUCCCCGGAAAGCCGGAGAGGAAACUGCGAGGAGGCCACGGGGCAGGGAGCCGGGAGCCCUUCCAGGUGCCGCGGAAGCCUCCGGCGCCGCCCGGCCGGAGAGCUGCCGGCAGCCCCGCGAAAUCCAGGGGGAUCCCGCACCCGUGCUGGUGCUCAGCGCCGGCUCCGGAGGCCGCAGCAGAGGGGGCAGAGCUGCGGGGGCCGGCGCCGCUCGCCCUGGCGUGGCGGGCGGGGGGGGGGGAAGCGGAGGCGCUUUGCUCCAGGCGAGGACACGUCACCCCGCGCGGCUGCUCCUGCUCCCCGUGGGCUGGUUGCUGCUGCUGCUGCGCACUGAACUGUUGCAGACAAAUUGUAAAGGGGGAAAGGAAAAGAUUCUGUAGAUAGAAAUUAUUUAAAGAUGGCUAAUGGGAGUCCUCACGAGGGUCUGCAUGCUGCCGUGAGACUGUGUGUAGGACACGUUAUUUUAAUGUUAUACAGAAUUUUAAGUUAUUUGAGCAUUUUCUUUUAGCUGAUUAGUGCAGCUAACAGAAGAAAUAGGAAAAUGAAACCACCGCAAAACAAUACUUGAAGGUUACUCCGUUAUAAUCGAUGCAAUUUCCACACGGCCGAGACCGUACGUACUGAACGCCCGCUGCGCGCGCUUCGGCUCGGGCCAGGGCGCGCGCCUGAAACGCCCCUCGAGGGCUGGCGGGCUGCGCGUCAGCCUGCAGCACGUCGCUCGACACUACGUCUCGCGGUGUCUGCGUCUCCUGUUCCGCCUCACCGCCGGGACGCAACACCUUGCCGCUGUACAGAAGUCUUGUAAAUAGCAAAACAAAAGCUUUUAUUUAUGGUAGCCUCAGACAAGCGAGCCCUGGGAGGAAAGCUCAGCACUAAGGAACGCUGUAAAACAUCCUCCAAAGAGCUGUACAGGGUAUGGUUUGUACUUUUUUUUUUUUUUUUUUUUUAAUAAAAUGAUAUAAGAAGUUAUGUACAGGAUGACGUUGUAUAUAUAGAGCUUGACUAAUAA
Rhea pennata is the source of this 8607-nucleotide messenger RNA. RefSeq names its product transcription activation suppressor family member 2 (gene TASOR2). Bases 29 to 7570 code for a protein of 2513 amino acids. Gene Ontology annotation, biological process: negative regulation of gene expression, epigenetic. The record is from RefSeq and is a predicted model, not a curated record. Lineage: Eukaryota; Metazoa; Chordata; Aves; Rheiformes; Rheidae. Gene Ontology annotation, cellular component: nucleoplasm. The transcript has 23 exons.